Molecule: messenger RNA, 802 nt
Organism: Styela clava
Lineage: Eukaryota; Metazoa; Chordata; Ascidiacea; Stolidobranchia; Styelidae
Source: RefSeq, a predicted model, not a curated record
CAUAAUAAUAAUCUAUCAUUUCAGCAAGCAAUUGCCAUAAAUAGUGAACAAUAUGUUUGCAAUUAGACAAACAAGAAUACUUUUUAGAACUGAUCGAUUGCUGAAAUGCAAUGGUAUCGUGCGCAGAGGUAAAGAUGCAAUGUCUACAGCAGCAGCUCAAGAGAUCGAGAAAAUCCUACCACCAUCGCUAGAAGGAAGUAAAGAAUUUCCACCAAAAAUUGUAAAAAUAGUCGAUGACAUCUCAAAUCUUACACUCAUAGAAGUAUCGGAAUUAAACGAACUCUUAAAAAUCAAAUUGAAUAUCAGUGAUAUUCCAAUGAUGGUUGGUGGAGGUAUUGCUCCCGGUGCCAGCGCUGCUCAAGCGGAAGAUGAAGCUCCAGCUUCGAAAGAACAAACUGAGUUCACAGUCAAACUUACUGCUUUCAAACCAGAUUCAAAAGUUAAAUUAAUCAAAGCAAUUAAACUUUUAAUGCCAAACCUCAAUCUUGUAAAAGCGAAAGGAUUUGUGGAAAGUGUACCACAAAUUGUACGACAAGAAAUACCAAAAACAGAAGCUGAGGAAUUAUCAAAAACAUUAACAGAGGCAGGUGGAACUGUUGUUAUUGAAUGAUCUAUUUAUGAUUUUUUUUUUAAAAAACUUUCAAAUCAUAAAAAGUGGUUAUACUUUAGCAAAGGCUUCCAGGAAACUGUUCACAGAAUUACUAUAUUUCAAUUAUUGAUUCAUGUAUUUGACAUCAUUUUAAAGCAGGCAAUUGGUCUUUAUUACCUUUUUUGAUCUUUAUUAGAAACUGAACCAAACGUG